AUGUCGAAUUACGCUAAGUUCAUGAAAGAUCUUCUAUCAAGAAAGCGUAAGCUGAAGGAAUGUGAGACAUUGACUUUGACAGAGGAGUGCAAUUCUAUAAUUCAGAAGAAGUUGCCUCCGAAGCUUAAAGAUCUAGGUAGCUUUAGCAUUCCCAUAGAAAUUGGAAACAUUGAUGUGGAAAAUGCGCUAUGUGACUUGGGGGCAAGCAUUAAUCUAGUGCCUCUCUCCAUUUGCAAAGCUCUGAGAAUUCAUGAAUUGAAGCCAACAAAAGUCUCAUUACAGUUAGCUAACGAAUCUAUCAGAAGGCCAGACGGAGUAAUUGAAGAAGUCUUGGUAAAGAUAGAUAAGUUUAUCUUCCCUGCAGAUUUUGUUAUAUUAGACAUGGAAGAAGAUGCUGAAAUUCCAUUACUUCUGGGAAGACCUUUCUUGGCUACUGCAAGGGCUAUGAUUGAUGUUGAGCAAGGCAAGCUGAUGUUGCGGGUUAACGAAGAAACUGUGACAAUUGAUGUCUUUGAAUCCAUGAAGCAUCCAACUGACGGAGGAGAUUGUUUUAAAGUUGAUGUGAUUCAUGAUGCCGUACUUGAAACCGUUGAUGAAAUACUCCAACCACUAAUGGAAUUGGAGUCAUUAGAAGAAAACUAUUGCAAGAUACAACUGAAGAAACAGAGGAAGAACAAAUGGUUGAAAAGUUAG
Messenger RNA from Gastrolobium bilobum, 693 nucleotides. RefSeq lists its product as uncharacterized. NCBI's taxonomy places the organism in Eukaryota, Viridiplantae, Streptophyta, Magnoliopsida, Fabales, Fabaceae. The coding region runs from base 1 to 693 and encodes 230 amino acids. The record is from RefSeq and is a predicted model, not a curated record. The transcript has a single exon.